Messenger RNA from Cylicocyclus nassatus, 1983 nucleotides. The record is from the annotation of a GenBank genome assembly. Lineage: Eukaryota; Metazoa; Nematoda; Chromadorea; Rhabditida; Strongylidae.
AGAAUCAAACAAAAGAAAAUGACCUUUAAUUAUCUGCAAAAACUAAAUUUAAUUUUGUACCUGCUGUACUCAGAGGUUACAGCAGAUUCACACACUUUUUCAAACUUAUGUCUUAGACCUUCCAACAAUGGACGCGGGAAACUAGAGAGUUCUUCAAGAUGCACGGUGAUAUAUCCUGUCAAAACAGAGACUGCUUCGGAUGCAGAGGACUAUUGCUAUAGAUCUCUUCCAUACGCUGUAUCACACAUCGAACAUGGAGAUACCACAAAAUGUGUUUACGAGAGGGGCUUUUUCUGCGAGGAUAAUGAAGAAGAAAUAUUCGACAAGUGCUUUAUAACUCAUAGUGAACUCGGAGAAUAUUUUGGUUAUAACUACUGUCCAAAGAGGUACUUGUUACACAAUGCCACGAGCCUCGAAGAGCUGAAAUGGAUUUCCCUUGUCUUCAAAAAAGAAGAGUUAGCAUGGAUUGGCAAUUCCGGCGAAAACGCCAAAUUCUUGAAACCUAAAAUAACACCGAAUUUGGCAAGAAGAAAGCUUGGGAAGAAGUCUGGACCACUUUUUGUGCGUCUUAUCGUUGGUGCAAGAGAUGGUACAAUACGUGGUCGGGCAUAUUAUGGAACCAUAAUGAUGCAGAUGCCAUAUAUCUGCUCUAGAAAGGCCGAUGCUUAUGAAGAGACUCAUGUGGAAGACCAUGAACUAAUGUCUAUGUUGGGCUUUCGAUCAAAAGCAGGUGCGAGUAAAAGUGGUCAUAAACGAGCGUUCGUUAUGUUUGGUCACAAACACGCCGUGGAAGCUACCCAGUUUGAAGCUAAUUUCAAGAAGCUUCAUCAAGGCUGCUACGCUCUUCUUCAUGGUUUCGUUGCCUCACGACUCGACUUCAUAGACCAACGGGAGUACGAAAAAGUUUUGAUGGAGGGGAAUGGAAUGCUGAUUCGAGCUCCACUAGGACGAAACCGAGCUUUCACACUGAAAAAUAGUGGGAAAUGCGUGAAGGAGCGCUUCUUCGAAAAGCAUAGAAAGAAGUGGAAUUACGUCAACAACAAGGGGAAAUCUUUUGAAGUUCCCAGCGCAGAGUGGAGGUCUUCUUAUCCGGACAACAUGUGCGCCGAUUUGCCACGCAUCACAGCAGCCAUGCAUGAAUCAGGUUACAUGGACAUUCCAGCAUUUGCACGCCGACCCAUCAUAUGCAUGUCAGGUGCAGAGCCACACAAAAGAAAUCUUAAAAGGGGAGAAUCAUGCAAUAGAGCUGCUAGAUACAAUAAAAAGAAGAAGCGAUGUGAAUGUAUUCAACCAGAUUCUGAUGGCACAAUAGUAAAUCCUGAGAAGUAUGGCCACUACCCUCCUGGUUUUAUCUGCUUGAGUUGUUCAGAAUCCAAGGAAAAGAGAUCGAUCGUCUUCAUUCUUGACAGGUCGGGCACUGUAAGGGAGGAAGGAUGGGCAAAGCAAUUGGAAGUCAUGGCUCAAGUUGCCAAUAAUAUAAAAGGCUCCAAAACAGGGAUAGUCAUGGUGGUCGACGAGCCUUAUGUCGCUCUUGAGCUAGGUGUUUGGAAAAAGAAGGACUAUCGCCUCUUCAUUGGAACCGAACGUCAAUUUCUAGCGGAGUGGACUGUUGUUGGCCGCGCCAUGUACUUAGCAAGAGAAAUUCUAAAGGAGGAGAAAGGAAGACGUAAAUUUAUGAUUAUCCUCUCUGAUGGUGAUCCAGAUCAGUGUCAUGAAGGAGAAGGACAUUUCGAUUGCACAGCGAUUUGGGAGCAUAUGAGAAAUCACAACCAAUUUGAUGAAGCGGAGAAGGCUCGCAAAGAGGGCAUUACUAUUCUGUACUCGCCAGUUGGACCCGAUAUUGACCCAACAUCGAAUAGCUACCAACCAGGAAACAUGCUGAAUAUAGAAAGAAUUGCUGGACAGAAAAAGAACAUAAUCAAGGACUUCAACAAAGGUUUAUUAGAAGAUGCAGUAAAGGUGUUGUGCGAGGAGAUUGUUUGA